CUCUGAUCUACCUUGACGGAUGAUCCUGUCAUGAAGUGGGUAUGGGGCACGCGAUGCUAGAUGGAUAAUAUACUGGGGAUUGCGGGCAAAUUGAUGGGCGAUAUAUGAGCCUUGACAUGAGCGAUCGUAGGGACUCCUUUGAGGAUCAGGGAUCCAUAUAAACUCACCAAGGAAACCAGCCCCACAAAUAACGACUUUAUUGGUGGCCAUAGUGAAAGUGCAGCUCCCCAAAUCUCUAGGCUUUCCUAGCUCACCAUUCAAAAUGAGUCAUCCAGCGCUCGACCAGUCGCGUGACCCACACAAAGAUGAACACCAGUAGUGCUCGGUCGUUGCUCUCAUUGUUCUUGUUGUUGGGAGUAGCAUUAGGUGCACUUGCUUCGGAAUCAGCACUUUAUAAGAUACAUCACCGCGUACACUCGCUAGAGUUCUCCUUACGGGCUACUGUGACACUCAGGAACAAGGAUGGCGUCCUGAAGGCAUUCUACGAAAGUGUGAAGGAUAGAGGCACUAUUAGCCUGGUUCCGGAUAGCGAGGAGGGAUAUUACCAGGUCGCUCUGGAGUACCCUUUGGGCACCCCUUCUGAGAACUGGCCACUUGUGUCUGCCAAAGCAUGUCACCUAUCUCCUCGGACCUCUGAUGUUUUGACACUAGUAGCUGAUGGGAAUGGGAUUGUCUCUCGCCUCAACUACCACAUCCUAAAUAUUCCGCAGGACGGCUCAUGCCCGAGCGUUCGCCCAUCUAUUCCACCCACGUUCAAUACGACCGUUCAUAUAAAGCAUCCUAAUCCUGUACCAACCCCCAUACUCCGUCCUCUGCCUGCGAUCUCACCCGAUGGUCGACCCGUUCAACCGCCUCCGGAAAAAUCAUUUUUACAGAAGUACUGGAUAUAUAUUCUUCCACUCUUUAUCAUCCUGCUGAUCACCCCAGAGGACGAGCCGCCGCCGAAGAAGUAAUUAUAUUAUCAUGUUGGGCUGGAUACAAUAGAACCGUGCCAUACCGAGUAGCCCAUCAUAGCAGGACUCUAACGUCCGGAAUCUUGAUCCCUUACCC
This is a messenger RNA of Cantharellus anzutake, 1050 nucleotides long. RefSeq lists its product as uncharacterized. The transcript has 4 exons. The record is from RefSeq and is a predicted model, not a curated record. NCBI's taxonomy places the organism in Eukaryota, Fungi, Basidiomycota, Agaricomycetes, Cantharellales, Hydnaceae. The coding region runs from base 306 to 953 and encodes 215 amino acids.